Molecule: messenger RNA, 4373 nt
Organism: Manduca sexta (tobacco hornworm)
Lineage: Eukaryota; Metazoa; Arthropoda; Insecta; Lepidoptera; Sphingidae
Product: regulation of nuclear pre-mRNA domain-containing protein 1B
Biological process (GO): mRNA 3'-end processing
Cellular component (GO): RNA polymerase II, holoenzyme
Molecular function (GO): RNA polymerase II complex binding
Source: RefSeq, a predicted model, not a curated record
UUGGUUAGUUUUCAUAAUUCAAGAUGGCGCCAGUAUAAUGUGUGAAAUGCAGUGAGACUUUUCGUACGACUGUUUUACGUUUGCAGAUCGUGGUGUAUUUUUAAAUAAUUAUCAUGUCUGGAUUUACUGAAAACGCGCUCAUUCGUAAACUCCAAGAACUAAAUUCCAGCCAGCAAAGUAUUCAGACAUUAUCUUUGUGGCUAAUUCAUCACAGAAAACACCACGCAGCAGUCGUCAAAACUUGGUUCAGAGAGUUGCUAAAAGUUAAAGAUGCUAGACAACUUACAUUCAUGUACCUGGCGAAUGACGUGAUACAAAACAGUAAGAAGAAGGGUCCAGAAUAUGGCAAAGAAUUUGGCGAAGUUCUGGUGGAAUCCUUCCAACACAUGGCUAAGACUGGAAUAGAUACAAAGACUAAAAACUCAUUGCACAGGAUAUUGUCUAUUUGGCAAGAAAGAGGUGUAUAUGAUGCACAGAAAAUACAAGACUUUAAAGAUGCUAUGGACUCAAGUAACUCUAUAAAAGCAAAUAAAGUAAACAAAAGAAAAUCAAGUGAUAAUGAGCCAAAAGAGCCAGCAAAGAAAAAUAAAGUUGAAGGGAGAGCUAAGAGUGAGAGACGUCAUAGUGAGACUAAGGUGGAAGUCGAUGGACAUAUUGAAACUCAUACUACUUUGAGUCCGAAAACUCCACCUGGGGAUCCACCGGAGCCUGAGGAGUUAAUUAAGGCAUUAUUAGAGCUAGAAUCAAGCGCAUCUAGUGAUGAAGCAGUGAGGGAACGGAUAGCGUCCCUCCCGCCAGAAGUAUCCGAAGUUCAGUUAUUAGAUAAAUUACGAGACAAGGAAACUGCGUUAAGUCUAAGCGCUGUUGUGAAUUCGGCUGCGGAACUAUUAGCGGAAUACAAUUUGAGGCUGACUGAAGAAUUGGAGAAAAGAAGGAAAGUGGCUGGUAUGUUGCGGGACUUUGCGCAGGCGCAACGGGAUCUCGCUAAACAAGCUGAGGCUAGGCUGGAGGAAUAUAACAUAAAACUGCAGAAGAUCUACGCUGUGAAAGCGGAAGUAAAAUCGCACAUAGACAACCUACCCGACGUGUCGCGGUUGCCUGACGUCACAGGGGGGCUGGCGCCACUUCCUUCCGCCGGCGAUUUGUUCAACAUUUAAGACUAAUUAUAAUGUAAAAACAUUGUCAGGGUCGUCUCUGUAAUUAGAAAUAUCACGCAAUGUAUGAAUACAUAUUUUUCUACACGUUUUAUUGAAGACAUUGUAGUCUGAAAAAACAGACAAUAGCUAUAAAUAUGAAUAUAGUGUUAUUUUAUUUAUCAUAACCACGAAACACCAAUUACAGUGACCUUAGAAACACAAAUGCCUUGCGUAGAUUCGAGUUGCUGCCACCAUAGCCAAUCAUAUGACGCUAUGCACUAUAUGUAGGUAUGUACUUGAAUAAUAAUUAUAUAUACGACAGCAGUAUUAGAAAUAAUAAUUGGAACUAUUUGUGGUCAAUUUGUUUUAUGCUAAUUCUCGGUUACUAAGCUUAUGUUGAUGGACUCGCCCGCCCGCUACAUCAUGGUACGGAAUACAGUCUCUGCUUAUCCCUUCGGGAAUAAAGGCGUGUUGUGUUUGUGUGUUUUUUUUCACCUAAUUUAUUCAAAUUCAUUUAUUGACUUCAUAAUUUUAUUGAGAAACUUAUUUGUCAUUCUAUCAAUUUUAGAUUUUAGAAAUUAACAAAACCAUGUUCAGCCUUAUAAAAUAGAUAUUAUAAUCAAUAUAAUGAAUGUAGAUAAGCUAUGCACAGUUAGAUAUAUACAUAUUGGUCUAGAUAGUUUUAUAUACAGCAGUUUUACCAAUAAAUAGCAAUAAUAUGUACCUCCGAAAAGGAUAGUAGGGACGCCCUGGCAAUGUUCAGUUAAUUUGUUAAUAAUCGUAUGGGUUCUCGAAAUGUUUAGAAUUAAUCGUUUUUAACAGAAUACCUUUUGGUAUAUUUCCUUAUAUUUACUAGAUGAAUAAAUGCUACUUUAGUUUUAGCCGAAAGUUUACGUGUUUCUCCACAGAAAACCAAUAUUGGGAAGCUUUCAAUUCGUCAUUAAUGAUGUUUAAUAUGCUAACAUCGAUUCAAUUAACGAUGUACCCGGGCUAGUUUUGAAUGAUUGCUCAAAGAAAAUAUGCGUUGUGCACUCGAAUUACAGUGCUGCUUGAUUCAGCUCUUAGCAUAGUUGACAUAUAACGCAGGGAUUUCUUUAAAAUUCAAUAUUCAUGAGAUUUUUUAAAUAGUUGACGCGUUUGCCACGAGAUGUUACUCCAGUAAUGAUAAUGCACGUGGGAUUUAUUUUCUGCAAUACUAAGAAAAUAUUUAUUUACUUUUAAUAUUUCUUUUAUUAUAAAAUUGUAAUGUGGAUAAAAAAGAUAAUGCUGGAUAUUAUAUUAAGUAUGUAAAUAAAGUACAUACUAAAAGUAAAAAUAAUUUAAAACGAUAAAUUCUAAACACAAGUUGAAUGAAUGUAAAAUUGUUUCUGAAUACAUUUAAAAUCAAUAUCUUCCAGCAGUUAAUAUAUCGAAUAUAUUUUUAAAGAAAAUAAAAUAUUAAUGAAGCAAUAACAGUACAUAAUAUACAUGUUUGUAUCGAAAAAACGCUUAAUUAUAUUAGUGUUGCCUCGUAUAACAUAUGAAAUUAGGAUUAAUUAAAAUAGACGUCACCAUCGAUUCUAUAGGCGAGUUCCGUAAAAUGAAUAUUUCGACUACGGUCCAUAAAUUCCCAUUCUCCUCACUAUUCUAAAAUUGGGCUCGAGAGUGCGGGCUCUUCGUUCACUAGAGUCAAUUUUUUAGAACUUCAAUCUACGCAAUUUUAUACACCCGGCCAUGAUUGUGUAAGUAAUUAAAUUCAGUCACAACAGACAUUAAAAUAUGACGCCAUUAUUACCUUGUCAAGUUGAUUUACAUGAGCGUCCUAAAGGGAGGGGAGAUGGGUCAGGAAUGUCCAGUACCAUUGACAUAAUUUUGUUCCAAAUGUGCCUACUUUCUAACAUAAUAUAAUAGACAUAAAGUUAGGCUUCGUCCGCACUGUGACUGAAGAAACGCUGCGAUUUAAAAUUGGAAGCCAAUAAUAUCAGAAACCAAAGCCGUGACUUCUAAGGCUCGAUCCUAAAAUCAUGUACGAUUGUAUUAUGUUUACUCGAAAAUCAACUAUAAAAUAUUUACGAUAUGACAAAAUAUUUAUUGUAUUUAUUCAUAAUUCUAGUGUGUCACGACAAAUUGGAAUUUAAUAGUUGUUACUAAACACACAAACAAUACUUAGCUUAGUAAUUAGGGUUCGUAUAAGUAAAUUGCUAGAUGUUCGUUAAAAAAUAUUAAAAACAACAAAUAAGUUGAGUGAAAUAAUAGAAAUAGUAUAUUCAGCUGCCUUAAUAAUAAUAAACUGCACUUUGGAUAAAAACACAACAUAAUCAUAUCUUAGUAAAUAGGUUAUUAUUUUAUUGUCUUAUUAUUUAAAACAUUUUCACGAUGAAAUAUACAAGGUGGGUUAAACUUAAGAUAUGUCCUGCUGUUAUUUAAUAUUGAUUAUUUAUUAUCUACUAAAAAUGGAGCUUCUCAUUGCAUGUCCAAUACUUAAGCAAGUGCAUGAUUAAAAUUUUAUGCCUCUUUUAAUUUGUGGCCUUUGCAAUAAAAAAAAAUCCGAUAGAGACAUUAUGCAUCUAAUAUUCCGGUAUCAUGUUUGGAUCCUUGGUAAAUGACAAAGAAACUGCUGAACGGAUUAGGCAAAAAUUUCGCACACCGACACACAACGUCCUGAUAUAAGGCUAAUUUAUUUAGGAACAUGCGUGUGGGCAUAGCGGAGCUGUGAGAGCCUAAGCACCACUUGAUAAUUAUAAAAUUAAACAAAUAAAUAAAUAUUUAUUGCACAUUGUUUGUGUGUGACUGCAAAAAAAAUUGUGAAGCGUACGUGACUAGUAAUUUUGAAUAAUAUUAUGAAAUACAUAUUUGUUCAUCUGUUGUUACAUAAUUUAAAACUAUUCAACGCCCGCUAUGAGACAUUGAUAUUUUGCGUGACAUUAUUGAAUUUCAUUGUACGUACAUCUUAACCUUUUUUUAAUUGUUUUUUUAAUUGAUCUUUUAACUGCUAUGGAAUUGAAAAAAUCGUUGUUUUUUUUUUCAUAUUCAUUACCCACGAUUACAAAAAUUUCCAUCGUUUUGGUGCCCUUAAAUGUAUAAUGAAUUACGACUUUCUCAAAUUUUGACAGUUAUGCCGAUAUUGAAUGUAAUGUAAGUUGACUUUGUUUUUUGUAAACCAAAUACUAUAUUAUAAUUUGGUGCCAGCUAGUGUAUUUAGCUUCCACAACGUGGAGCAAUAGUGUUAGUGAAUUAUAAAAUUUGUUACAUUAACAA